AUGCGUGGGCGUGUAUGGCACCAGAGGCCCGCGCACAUGCAGGGGUGGUCGGGGCACAUCGAUCUGCAAGUGGUCGACGACUGGCAGUACCCAUCUUUGUCCUUCUUGCCCAGCACAAAGUCGAAGUUCGUGAGGAGCAACUCGCUGUCCCCCGGCUGCUUCCGCGCUUCAUUCUCUGUGUGGACGGCCGCCCACUUCAUCCAGUUGCUGAGCCAUGUGCUCGAGCGCUGUCUUGUAGCUGUCUGGGGCGCUCCCGAGCUUUGCGAUCUGCCGCAGGCCGUGACGCUGGUGGUGUCGGUGUUGUCUCCGUCGCCCAUGCAUUCGUCAAUCACCGUGUCGUCCACCACGGUGACGAGGCCCGACACAAGCAGGUUGCCAAGCGACUGCGGCAGAGAAGAGUGGCUGAGGAGCAUUGGCUCACUGGCGUUCGCAAGCAAAAAGAGAGCUAGUGAAACGAUCUCGGUGCCGAAACACCGCUCUGAAGGCGCUGGGUCGCUCGCUGACAUAGACCCUGUGGCCGUUGUCAGUCAGCAAGGCCGUGCAGUAGAGGCUACGAAGCAGCCAGCGGGCAACGGUUUGCCUUGGCUUCGCAUGCUCAUCGCGACUCUCGGCGCAUGCGCGCUCGUGGGCAUCGGAUUCGGCGUUGGCAGCGACGUAGACUGGGAGGCGCCACCGUCAGAUGGCAUGGUAGUCACGGAGCUCAACACCUACGAGAAGGACGGAUACGUGCAUGUUCGGGUCAAGGCAGGACAUCUGGAGGGUUGGGGCCAGGCUUGCUACCACAGCAGCAGGUCACAACUGUCCGGUGUCGUUGCCAAACGAGUGCACACUUGGGUGGGUCCGCAUGUCCUCGGCAAGACGGUCGAGACGCCUGCAGACAUCGACGCCGUUACCGACACAGCUUGGCGACAGAACUACAAGCACACGGGCGAUGUGCUAGCGCAGGUCUUGGCCGGCGUCGACACAGCGCUGUGGGACCUUGUCGCGCGCAACCUCAACGUCUCCGUCUGCACCCUCGUCGCGGAGGUGAUGGGCGGUGAGUGCAAGAGCCACAUGCCGGUUUACGGCUCCAAUGGCAACCGAGAGACCGACAUGGGACUUCUUUUGGCAAACGCCGUGCACAAUCACGACAAGUACGGCGUGCAGGCCUUCAAAUUCCAAAUCGCACAGCGCAUGGGCGGGGAUGUGGACAUCACGCCAAACCGAACCGAGACCCUCAUACCGCUCGCGCGGCAGCUGCUAGGUCCGGAGGUGACGCUUCUGGCCGACGCCAACGGCGGAUACGACACGAUCGAGCGAGCCAAGCCGAUCGCCCAGCUCCUCAUCGACAACAACUUCACCUUCUUCGAGGAGCCCUACCCAUUCUGGGAAUACGACAAGGCUGCGGCCCUGGGGGCGGCGAUGCCGGGCAUGCCGAUCGCGCUCGGCGAGCAGGAGUACCGCAUGGAUGUGUGGCAGAGGAACGUCCACGCCAUGGAUGUGUGGCAGCCUGACGUACACUACAUCGGCGGGGUCUCGCGCAGCCUCGCUGUGGCUCGGAUGAGCAUGGAGGCCGGGGCCAGAUUCAUGCCGCACUCCCCAAACCCGAGCUUCGUGGCUGUCUUCACACUCCACAUAGCGGCGGCCGUGCCGAACGCCUUCCAGUUCAUGGAGGCCGAUGCCGUGAACACACGGCAGCCACCGGAUGGCAAACGCUUCUUCACCGAGGGUGUGCUCAAGAUCAAGGACGGCAAGAUGAAGGUGCCGACUGGCGCUGGCUGGGGUGUCGCGCUCAGGUCAGAUUGGGUGGACGAAGCGUCGAAGCGGACGAGCAAAAUGAAGUCGUCGCCGCCUCCACCAUCACCCACCGCCACGUGA
Molecule: messenger RNA, 1857 nt
Organism: Emiliania huxleyi CCMP1516
Lineage: Eukaryota; Haptophyta; Isochrysidales; Noelaerhabdaceae
Exons: 5
Coding region: 1-1857 (618 amino acids)
Source: RefSeq, a predicted model, not a curated record